CUUGAAUAGCCAUUUGAGCAAGUUGCAGUUGAUGGGACGGCGUGGAGUGCAGCAAUUAACGGCUGAGCAGUGGCGGGAGGCGUUGGAGCAGCAGAUACGAGAGAAGGAACAGCAGAAGGAGCAGCAGCAGCAACGUGGCGAUGAAGUAGAAGGGCCGCAGAGACGGUCGCACAGUGCCCCAAAGCAGCAAGAAGAGAGCGGUGGGCUGAUUCCGAUCGUCCCCGAACUCGAGCGCGCUAUUACGACGUCAAACUGUAUUGGGCAGAUGGAAGGGUGUAUUGUUGCAGACAGAAGGAGGUGCUUCCAGCCGCAGUCGAGAGAGGACUAUCUCAAAGCGCUUCAGGAACAGAUUGAGGAGAAGAAGCGAUUGGCUCAUGAGACUCAGCACAAAGGGAAUACUCAACAACGUCGUACGUCGAGGAGUGAAGACGGCGAUAGUUCUGUAUUUGCCCGAAAAGACAAUUGCAGAGAUGAAGACGAGCAACCGCGUAGCAAGAAUAUACAAGUAGAGGUUCGAGAAAGCGUAAUUUCGGAUGUAGUAUUUCAAGACAGAGCGCGUGAUGUCAAACCAAGUGCAACACCCAAUCAACAGUUAGAUGAGUCCUGGCAAGCUCCAGUCCUGAAAGCCGAGAUUGCAGCAGACCCGGUGGCGAUCACGAAGCUCGUGGAUUUCUGUGAGGAGCUCAAGAAGCAGAAUGAAGAUGUGAAGAGGCAACUAUCGGAGCAGCAUGCCGUGCUCGCCAGUCUACAUUCGACGCUUUCUAUAGAGGCUGAUGGAAAGGCUUCUGCUGGUUCUCGGCGGCGGGAUUCUAUGAAAGAAAGAUCAGAUAAUGCACUCACGGCGUCUAGAAUCAAGAAAUCCCAGUUAAAAGGCCCCGAUACCAAGCCUGCAGUAGCUUUGCCAGUAGCUCCGCGACCACGACCGGAGCGAGGCAAAACCAAAAUCCCUCUUCCACGUCAAAGAUUCACUUCAUCUCUACGAUCCGUGGGCGCUGAUAUUGUAAAGCGACUUGCCUCGAAAGAAGAAACACAAUCACAAAAAGCUGAAGCGAUGUUGGAUCCCUUUGCUUCUGCUGUUGAGGUCUUCGAUGAGAAGAAGACACUUCCAGUUACAUCACAGAGCAAGAGCGUUUUCAAAGAAGAGCACUCCGACGAAACUAAGACUAGAGACUGCAUCCAAAGUCAAGAUGCGGAUAUUGCUGAACCAAAAAAUGAGGAAGGGGGCGAGACGAGCAGCUCUAAGAAAGCUUGUGAAGUUAUCGACAUUAGUGAUAGUCAAGUAACACAGACGGGAUGCAUUGAGGAGGAAUGCCCCAUGGACGCAGAAAGCAAGUUAGUGCACGACUGGGAGAGUAUAUCUACGAGCGAUCAGUUGCUGGACUGCACAUCGGUAUCCAUUCUGGAUGGUCUUAGCUCCUUGAUUCCGAUUGAUCAGUCUGUAUCUCGCUUAUUCUAACAGUAAAUGGUUCAUAUACCUUCGUUUUCAUACCUUCGCAA
This is a messenger RNA of Phytophthora nicotianae INRA-310, 1497 nucleotides long. RefSeq lists its product as hypothetical. Lineage: Eukaryota; Oomycota; Peronosporomycetes; Peronosporales; Peronosporaceae. The record is from RefSeq and is a predicted model, not a curated record. The coding region runs from base 32 to 1456 and encodes 474 amino acids. The transcript is spliced from 2 exons.